Molecule: messenger RNA, 2864 nt
Organism: Schistosoma haematobium
Lineage: Eukaryota; Metazoa; Platyhelminthes; Trematoda; Strigeidida; Schistosomatidae
Exons: 12
Coding region: 80-709 (209 amino acids)
Biological process (GO): peptidyl-serine phosphorylation
Cellular component (GO): nucleus; cAMP-dependent protein kinase complex
Molecular function (GO): ATP binding; cAMP-dependent protein kinase activity
Source: RefSeq, a predicted model, not a curated record
ACGAAGGUCAAUUACAUACAAAAAUAAACCGCGUGGUAUGUUAUACAUUUUUGUUCUCGCUGGUAGUUCGUUUUGACACAUGGGAAAUUCUCAUGCCGCAAGAAAAUGCAUUUCCGAAGAAAUCGCUGAGUAUCUGGAGACAGCAAAGCGCAACUACUUAGAAAACUAUGAACAUCCUGUUAAAAAACCAGCGUCUUUAGAUGAAUUCAAACAACUGCGAACCUUGGGCACAGGAUCUUUUGGUCGUGUUAUGCUUGUACAGCAUAAAAAGACAUCCAACUUUUUCGCGUUAAAAAUCCUUGACAAAGCAAAAAUAAUAAAACUUAAACAAGUUCAACACACACUUAAUGAGAAGAGGAUUUUACAAGCCAUCGAUUUUCCCUUUCUGAUUCGGCUGGAAUACAGUUUCAAGAAUGAAGUUUACUUGUUUUUAGGACUGGAAUACGUCUCUGGAGGUGAAAUGUUUUCUUAUCUGCGAAGAAAGGGCCGAUUUAGUGAGUCUGCAGCGCGUUUUUACGCAAGCCAGGUCAUAUUAGCUCUCGAAUACUUGCACUAUCUUGACCUAAUAUAUCGAGAUCUGAAACCAGAAAAUAUACUUUUGGACCCAGUUGGAUAUAUAAAGGUUACAUUAAAAUUUGGGCUACAACAGUGUCGUUUAUACAUUAACAAUCGCUUAAUAUUGCUGACUUUGGCUUUGUUAAGCACGUGAAAUAUCGAACAUACACACUGUGUGGUACUCCUGAAUAUUUAGCUCCAGAAAUUAUUCAAAGUAAAGGUUAUACAAAAGCUGUCGACUGGUGGGCAACUGGUGUAUUAAUUUAUGAAAUGGUCGCUGGUCAUCCACCGUUUUUUGCAGACGAACCAAUAGAAAUUUAUGAACGUAUAGUUAUCGGGAAAGCAAAAUAUUUACCAGUCAAUCGUAUAACACAUAUCGAUGGGUUUUUCAUGAACGAAGAAAAUGAAAGUGGUUCCUUGCCUAAUACAUUAUAAAUUUCCUUCCCACUUCAGUUCAGAUUUGAAAGAUCUUUUGCGUAAUUUGAUUCAAUCUGAUUUAACACGACGAUUUGGUAAUUUGAGAAAUGGUGUUCAAGAUAUUAAAUCUCAUAAAUGGUUUUCACAUUUGGACUGGUUAAUGAUUUUCAAAAAAGAGGUAACAGCUCCUCUGAUACCCAAUUGUAAAGGACCUGGUGAUGCAACAAAUUUUGAAAGAUAUCGAGAAGAACCAUUGAAAAAAAGUAAAAUUAAUAAAUUCGAAACAGAAUUUGCUGAUUUUUAAAUUGAAUAGAGAAAAAUAAACAAAUUAAAGAAUUUAUUUUUUCAUCGAAAAUUUAAAUUCUAUCCUUUCUUUUUUAUCACAACUUAUUAUUAAAAUACAAACUGAAUAAGAAACAUAAGGAAUAGGCAUGUUUUUACCUAUUUGCUCAUAUAAUUUUCCUUUGGUUUUCUACUACAAUAGCACAUAUUUAACUGUUUGUUUAUCUUUUUGAAUUUUGUUUCAUUAUUUUUUUUCAUAUUAUUGUUUCUUUGUUGGUGGUGUUCAUUGUGUUAUUUUUUAAUAUUAUCUAACAAUUAUUUAAUGACAAUGCCAAUUAUUUGUCAACAAUUUGCAACCACACAAUUUUAAAAACUGAAAGACAGACGAUGAAUAAAACAAGAUUAUUGCUCGUCACUUCAAAUAAUCAUAAAAUAUUCGUGAUAACACAGCAAUAUUAGUUCUAACAUUACAAAUGGAUAUAUAUAUAUAUAUAUAUAUAUAUAUAUAUAUAUAUAUAUAUAUCACCUCAUAUCCUUAAUUAAAAUACACUUUACCUGAAAAUGUGUAUGGUUUAGCCUCAGUUAUGCGCCUGGUUGCUUUUUCUUUAUUUGCAUCAGAUUAAAAUGAUCAUCUAAUUGAAAUUAAUUGUAAACAGUUGAGUAUGGAGACAUUCACUGCCUUAUUACUGUAUGUAUGUCUUCAGCCUAUUAUUUAUUUAGUAAAAUAAUUGCAAUUAUAAUGAGGAGUAAAAAAAAAUAAAACAACAUACACAUUAAAAUUAUUUAAAUCAAUUUUCUGUUCUGGGUUUUUCAGUUCUUGUAAACCUUAAUGUUUAGAAAAGAAUAAAACAUAAAAUACUAUGUAAAAAGGUUAAAAGUAAAUUAAAUAAUAUCUCUAUAAAACAAUUGUUUACAUUAAUCUAUGGAAUAGAACUUGGCACAUAUAUUGGUUAUUGGUUUUACAAAAAUAAUCCUUUAUAAAAUAAUGAAAACUGUGAUGACUCAAUUGUUGUUUCGAAUUGUAACGACUCUAUAAUUCUUUAGCUUUGGAGUUGUUUUAUUCUCUGAUUUCAAGAGAAAAUGCAACAUGUUUCACGUUUCCCUCUUGAUCUACAAAUCUUCAUCCUCUUUAAAUUACUUGUAACCCAUUUUGUGUUACCAUUAGUUAACUAAUUUCAUCAUAGUUGACCAUUAGCAGCCUGAGAUUUAAAGUUUUAUGUGAGAUCUAUAUUCAGUCAAUUUUAAAAUAUUAUCCAAUCAUUAUUUAAUUAGAUUGCUAACAUUUUAAAUGAUUGUUAGAAAUCUUUAGUAAUUGGAGCAAUAUGUCAAUGAAAAGUUAGCCAUUCAGGUAAAUCUAAAUUUUAUAACAGAACCGGAAACUGUUGUGUGGCCUACUUUGAUUUUUAGUAAACAGAGCUUGAAUCUUUCUUUUUGUCUUCUUUAAGAUAACAAAGGAAACUAAGUGUGUGAAACGAGGUAUAUAACUGAAAAACGUAUUAGUUAUGUAGGACGAUAAUAUAUCAGUCAUACCAUAAAUAACAUUAAAUAUUUAAACACAGUUCAUGUGAAAUAAUGGAGCAACUCCUUAAUGUAUAAGGACAAAAUACGAC